This is a messenger RNA of Cladophialophora psammophila CBS 110553, 2358 nucleotides long. RefSeq lists its product as uncharacterized. Gene Ontology annotation, biological process: chloride transport; transmembrane transport. Gene Ontology annotation, molecular function: voltage-gated chloride channel activity. Bases 1 to 2358 code for a protein of 785 amino acids. NCBI's taxonomy places the organism in Eukaryota, Fungi, Ascomycota, Eurotiomycetes, Chaetothyriales, Herpotrichiellaceae. Gene Ontology annotation, cellular component: membrane; early endosome; Golgi apparatus. The record is from RefSeq and is a predicted model, not a curated record. The transcript has 2 exons.
AUGGCUGGGGAUGAGGAGCAACCAGAUGAAAGGACUCAUCUCCUUCCUCGGGACAGGAGGUUUAACUCCAUCGCCCUAGACGCAGACGCUGCCUCGGUCGUCUCUUCCCCCAUCAGUAAAGAAGAGCAGGCACUAGGCGACACCGCCGUGGGAGAACGCCUUCCGUACAAUGACUAUACGACAAUUGACUGGCUCCAUGAUUUGAUCAAAGACUCAUUUAGACAUCGUUCCGUGCACAGCGGGAAAGGCCUUCGCAAUGGACUUAUGGCAGCCUUCGACUCUUGUGAGGGUUGGAUUGCAGCUGCGGUAAUUGGCACUCUAACAGCAUGCGUUGCUUUUCUUGUGGAUAUCGCUGUUGCCACCGUCAGUGACUGGAAGACAGGAUAUUGCCAAAACAAUCCGUUCGCCAGUAAAGAACUUUGCUGCUCAGGGAAAUCACCAUUGAUGCCCCUGGCCGAGACUGGUGAGAUCUGCCCGGAAUGGAAGUAUUGGACGAGGAAUUAUUGGUAUGGGUUUGGAAUAUACGUGGGAUUUGCUCUGCUCUUCGGCAUCAUCAGUGGAACAGUUACGUUGACUACGAGAAGAGCGCUUCCGACAACCGCUCCAGGCGUUGGGGACACUGAACCAAUCCGGAAGAACAGCAACCAAGCGAACGGCGAAACUCUGAAGCCUACAGCUGCGGGCAAGUCCAUCUACAUGGCAGCUGGGAGUGGUAUCCCCGAGAUCAAGACGAUUCUGUCUGGUUUUGUCAUUCCACAUUUCCUGGACCUUAAUGUCUUAGUCGUGAAGGCGGUCGGUUCGGUCUUUGCUGUUUCGACAGGUAUGUGUUUGGGCAAGGAAGGUCCUUUCGUGCACAUUUCCACGUGCGUCGCAUACCUUGUCGGUAUCCGAUUCCACAAGUAUAGAGAGAAUGGUCGUAAGCUCCGAGAACUACUUGCUGCUGGUUGCUCGAGUGGUCUUUCUGUCGCAUUCGGAGCACCCAUUGGCGGCGUGCUGUUUGCGUACGAAGAAAUCUCGACAUACUUCCCACGCAAAGUGCUCUGGCGAGCGUUUGUUUGUUCUCUCUUCGCGGCCAUGACACUCAAAGCUCUCAAUCCGACUGGCACCGGCAAGCUUGUGCUCUUUGAGACCAACUACGGCACCACCUAUCAACCAUAUCAUUACGUUGUAUUCGUGGUCUUGGGUAUUGCUGGGGGUGUCUUUGGGGGCAUCUUUUGCAAGGUCAACUUCCUGUGGUCUCGCAGCUUUCGCAAGUACAGGAUCAUCAAGAAUUAUCCGGUUCUAGAGGUGUUCUUGGUUGUCCUCGCCACGGCCCUUUUGCAGUAUCCAAACCCUCUGGCGCGAGAACCUGGCGAUGUCAUUAUCAAGAACCUUCUGGUCGACUGCGGCGAAGGCUCACGAACAGACUACGUCUGUGUGCAAGAAGGACACGCUUCGCCGUCACCAAAAUACCUGGGCUGGCUGACUUACGGAACGCUUGUCAAGCUUGCCCUGACAGUUAUAACGUUUGGCAUCAAAGUGCCUUCGGGGAUCAUCAUUCCCGCUCUCGAUGGCGGAGCCUUCUUCGGCCGGCUUGUCGGCCAACUGCCUUUCUUGGCACAGUCUAUCUCCCCCGGAAUCUUCGCCAUGGUUGGUGCGGGUUCCUUUUUGGCUGGCGUUAGUCGGAUGACCAUUUCGCUUGCGGUCAUCAUGUUCGAGUUGACGGGCGAACUGGAGUUCGUCGUGCCAAAUAUGAUCGGCAUCAUGGUGGCCAAAUGGGUGGCAGAUGCUCUUGAGCAAGAAGGUGUGUACGAUCUUGCACAGACAGUCCUAGGGCAUCCUUUCCUCGACUUGGAUCAUAGCAUGAAGCUCGUUCAGCAGGAUGCUCAUCUCGCCGAGGAGCUGAUUCCUCCUCUCCAAACUAUGCGCGAGGUCACGGUGGACGUACCGGACAGCGGCAUUGUCCCCCGUGUUGUCCUGACAGAGAAGCUGCACCAACUCCGCCGUCGAGGCCUUAUGGACGCUGGACUUGUCCUUGUCCAGAGAGCUAUGCUACAGGGCUAUCUAGCAGAAGGAGAACUCGAGUUCGGGCUGGAGACUCUGGGUCACCCGUUUCCUGCGGGCUGUGUUGUCCGUCUUCUGCCCCCGGUGACUGGUGUGCAAUUACAAAUGGAGCACGAGGGAGAGCUUGAUCUGUCACAGUUCAUCGACCGGACACCGUUGACGAUCUGUGCCAAAGCCCCAAUGGAGUUUGUGGUGGAGAUGUUUGGCAAGCUUGGCCUCAGGCAUUUGUGUGUCACCGAAGAGGGGACCGGGAAGCUUGUGGGAGUGAUUAUAAAGAAGAGGCUGGUCGUUUGGCUGGAAGGAUUAAAGCAUUGA